AUGAACGGUUAUUCGAACGGAGUGAACGCUAGCCAGGAAAAGCACAAACGGGUGAUCGUCGAUUCUCCCUAUGUCCGCUGUGAUGGCAAAGAAAUGGAAACGAGAUUCCACUACCGUAAGAACCAUUUCUCCCAUACAGCCGAUGGACUGAAAGUGACACCGAAGGAGCAUGAAUACGUCUUCAAAACACAACUGAAGCCGAAGAAAACUGGUGUUCUACUUGUUGGUAUUGGAGGCAACAACGGAUCGACUUCUGUAGGAGCAAUUUUCGCUAAUAAGAAACAUAUGACAUGGCGAACGAAGGAAGGCAUUCAAACUGCCAACUAUUUUGGGUCUGUCACCCAGUCAUCAACUGUUCAUCUCGGAUGGGAUGGCCAGCAGCAGAUCCACGUGCCAUUCAAGGAUAUCAUACCGAUUCUUUCACCCAAUGAUCUCAUCAUCGACGGCUGGGAUAUCAACAAUCAAAAUCUCUAUCAGGCAAUGAUCCGAGCUAAGGUAUUCGCACCCGAAUUACAAGAGAAACUACGACCAUAUAUGGAACCGAUAGUGCCAAUGCCAUCGAUCUACUAUCCGGAUUUUAUCGCGGCUAAUCAGGGUGAUAGAGCAAAUAAUGUUGUCCCGGGCACCAAUAAGAAGGAGCAUCUGGAGCACAUCCGUCGCGAUAUUCGCAAUUUCAAGGAAAAACAUGACUUGGAAUGCGUGAUUGUGUUAUGGACAGCAAACACGGAGCGAUAUACUGAUGUCGUGGAUGGCUUAAACAUGACGGCUGAACAGAUACUCGCUUCUGUUGACGCUAGCGCGGACGAGAUAUCGCCAUCGAACAUCUUCGCUAUCGCAUCCAUCUUGGAAGGCGCUCACUACAUCAAUGGGUCGCCGCAGAACACCCUCGUGCCCGGUAUUAUCGAGCUAGCCCGCAAGCAUAAUGUAUUCGUCGGUGGAGAUGAUUUCAAAUCUGGCCAGACAAAGUUCAAAUCAGCUCUGGUGGAUUUCUUGGUCAGCAGCGGACUAAAGCCAGAGUCAAUCGUUUCAUACAAUCAUCUCGGAAACAACGACGGAAAGAACCUCAUUAGUCGUUAUUAUGCCAGACAAGUGUUCCGAUCGAAGGAGAUUUCCAAAUCUUCUGUUGUUGACGAUAUGGUAGAGGCAAAUAAAAUUCUCUAUCCAACUGGGCAGAAACCUGAUCACUGCAUCGUUAUCAAAUACGUGCCAUUUGUUGGAGACUCAAAACGAGCUAUGGACGAGUAUAUCUGCAGCAUUUUUAUGGGCGGACUACAGACGUUCGUCAUUCACAACACGUGUGAAGAUUCCCUUCUUGCAACUCCUCUCAUCUACGAUUUGCAUAUGACAGAGUUACCAGCGAUAAUUCAUCGUGUUGGGCAUCCACGCCAGUAA
This is a messenger RNA of Cooperia oncophora, 1392 nucleotides long. Lineage: Eukaryota; Metazoa; Nematoda; Chromadorea; Rhabditida; Trichostrongylidae. The record is from the annotation of a GenBank genome assembly.